ACGUUUGAUACCUAUUAUGGACGAGCUUUGAAACGACUGCGAGCAUUUUUUUGUUUAAACUUCAUGUGCUAGGUGUGGUGUGGAUGGAGUCCCAUCUCUGAACGCCUUUUUUAACCUUUUUUUUUACGGCCAGUUUUUGGAGAGUUUGAAGUUGAAGUCGCACCGAGGGGACCUCCUCCAAAUAUACGACUGGAGCACUCUCACUCCAGCGAACACCAGCAAGCGCUCAGCACUCAACAGCAGCAGCAAAAGCCAAAGAGAAGCCGCAACCUCCAACUAGUGGCUCGGACCUCCGUCCUUCCAGUCACCUCAGUCCAUCCGCCCCGGGCCAGCUUCGAGAGUCCACGGACCAGGCACGGCCACAGCACCUAACCUGGAACCGCACUCAGCAAUCGCACUUUUGGCCCAGCAUUCCACUUUCCCUCCCUUCGCGACCGGCAACGCGAAUCGCGCGACAAUCGCCAGGCACCUCGACAGGCCGCAGCUAGAGAGCACCACCACCACCAACCCGCGCAGCGUCACCGGCCAACCAUUUUGCAUCCCAGGACGGCCACGACCAUUCACCACAGUCCGCAACCCCAGCCGACUAAAGUACUGGACUUUACUUUGGCGACCAUACCAUCAUACCACGGUAUUUCCCCCCCGCCAGAAAAAAAAAAAAAAAAAAAAGAGGACAUGGCUUCGCCCGCCGUCGCCGCCCCCCAGGCGAACGGCGUCACGACAUUGUCGCGGCCACAAUCCCCUGCGUCCGUUACCUCAGCCAAGCGGAAACGCGACGUCGACGAUGACAGCGGCCCAGAACUCAAUGGUUCUGAUGCCGACGGCUCUAAACCAACCGUCAAUGGCCUGCACACGGUCCGCGAUAGCAAAGUACUCAUCUCUGACUUUUUUACCACUCUACAAAGUUUCGAUAUAGGCAGCCAUCCUAUUCUCAAGCGCCCUUUACCCGAGUCUCACUCCGACGACGACCCUUCGCCGCCAAAGAAACCCAAAUCCGAAGACGGAAGCGCGCAACCCAGUAUCGCCGACAAGAUCAACCAGAAUGCCUAUAAUACUGUGGACGAGCUCGUUUCCGACGUUGUCGGAGCAGCAAAGGCACAACUCGCCGAACUUGAAUCUGCGAGUUCCGAGUCCGACGACGGCUCAACCGACGAGGCCAUCGCGCAAACCGCAGCAUUCCGGACCAAGGCGUUGGAGCUCUACAGGCGGGAGAUGGCAUACCCCCAUGUUCCUCGACAUGUGGCCCCGAAACCAGACCUGAAGGAAGCGAUGAAUGGCGGCAUGGGUGGGCUUGUCCUGACUACUGUUGGCGCCGCACCAACAGUCAGGCCUCUGUUUACCAGCCUUCAACGAGUGACAGCUUCCGGCGGGGUUGCAAAGUCACUUCCGGAGGGAUCAUUGCCGCAUGGCGUGACGGCCACGCGUAUACUGCCCGAGUUCACGGCAACAACCGACAAGAACACUCGUUCUUUGACCCUAGGAGAGCUGUUCCCCUCUCCCCGAAAUCUGCCCCCGCUGCAGCCUCCCAAGGCGCCAAAGAAUAUCACCAAAGGCAACGUCCUCACUUUCUACCACCCAGAGCUCACCGAAAAGUCCAGGUAUCGGAGCGGUACAUACUUUACACAAAAUCUUGCUACAGGGCAUUGGCUAGAUUACAGUAACGCAACACCGACUACGCAUGCCCGGUCGAAACAACGAGAGCGAGCGCAGAGUUUGGCGGGUCACCGGCCGUCUUCUACUGAGCUCGAAAUUUCGGAGAUGGAGGCAAUGUUUCGCGGCGCGUUCUCCAGUUUUGCGCCAUGCAAAGAUGACUCGGCUGCCAUCAUUCCUUCUGGUCAACUUGGCCGCAUAUGGUGGCAACGUAUCGGGCGGAGGAAUUUCGAAAAGCUUGUCGAUGUGGAUGGUCCGGAAGAUGGAAAUGUCGACACGACUAUGACUGGCACGGAUGAGGAUAUCGAGAUUGACGAGGAGCUCGUCAAGUCCGCCAUUGAAAACUGGGAUGACAACCUGGUUGACCCUAGCUUGGAGGAGCUCUUGGGUAAAAAGUCCACCGAAGAAAAGGAGAUGGAUGACAUGCUCGAAGAGGUGUCGGAUUUGAUUGAGACUUUGGCAUCCUACCAGCGUAACAGGAAUCUCACGCUCCCUACCAGCCAGGAUCGGUAUUCGGCGGAUCCUGUCAACGCGGAUAUGCUUCGCAAUGGCAACCUGUCUCACCAACCCAGCGAGGAGGAAAUGAUGACGUAUCAAGCACUGAAAGCUCAACUUUCCAGCAUUGUUCAGACCUUGCCGCCAUAUGCGGUAGCUCGGCUCAAUGCUGAUAAGCUUGGGGAGCUUAAUGUGAGCACAAAGAUUGAAAUUCGCACGGACGAAUACAAGGGUGUUAUGGAGGAGGAUGAACAGGCCCGUCUUGCCAGGCAGGCUGCGGCAACAGCCGCAACCACAAAUCAGCGGCAGCAGCAGAGGGGUAGCGUUUCCGGCCCGGGCCAGUUCGCUCAUCAGUAUCCCGGUCAGUUCACACCUUCGGCCCGCCCGAUCGCAAAUGCCCAGCAUUUUCCCCAAACCCCAGGCCGCCCUAACCCGCCCAUGUACCAACAACGGCCACCCUCGGCGGUACCCAUCCCCCAGGUGCUUCCCCAAAGUCAACAACGUGCGCCUCCUCCUCCAGCAUCCUACCGACCACCGACCAACUACGGAUAUGCGCCGCAGCUGGCAAAGGCGCCAGCCCCUUACGGACAGCAUAAUGUGCCCGGUGGCUAUGCGCCGAGCCCACCUCAACCUCGUAUGGCGCCGCACCCCGGCCCCGGUUACAAUAUGGCGCCGGCCGGGCCCCCGGGUCAGCGGUACCCACCUGGAUAUCCGGGGCCCCAGGGCUACCCACAGCACCAGCCCAUGCACCCCCAACAUGUUCAACAUCCUGGACCCCCGCAACAUCCUUCUCCCCACAUGCAACAGCAUCCACAACAACCGGGGUUUGCGCCGCCGCCUUAUACUAAUGGUGCACCCAUGCCCCGGGCUAUCACUCCACAAGUCCCACCCCAGACGCCGCACCACUAUGGCCCAACUCCCACCCCAACACCACCGCCGCCGCCGCCGCCGGGACCACCGCAACAGCACCAGCAGAUGCAACGUGGACCCUAUGGAACCCCCGGGCAGGGUAUGCCGCCUCAAAACAUGCAACCCAACAACAUGCAGCGUCAGUAUGGAGCCGGAUCUCCUCCUAUGAUGCCGGCGCCGCAGAACAUGAACCGGACACCCAGCCUGACCGGCUACGCGACCGUGAUGCCCGAGGUACAACAGCGCCAGGUGAUGGAACAGGCGAGGGCGAGGGCAGAUGCGGAACAGCGUGCUAGUGGACACAUGGGCAAGGUCGCCCAAGGCGAGGUUGUUGGCCUCGCAGGUAUCGGCCUCGGUGGUAACGUUGAUGUCCACAAGAUUGCUGCUGCCAAGGCCAUGCAGAUGGGCGGUCCCGGCGGUCCUCCCGGCGGUGGUUCGGGUCAAGGGCAGGUAACUAACAUGCCGCCCAGCCCCAAGCUUCCCAUGCACGGAGGGCCAAGCCCGGUGAAUGGUGUUACCCCUGUUCCCGUUCCUGUUCCUUCACCUAGCCCGGCCGCACAGCAACAACAGCAGGUGCAGCAGCAGCAGCAACCACCACAACAACAGUCUCAGGUACAGACGCAGCAGCAGCAGCAAAUGAUGUCACAAUCACAGCCUCAGCAGCAACAGCCGCAACCACCCCAAAGCGGCGGACCUAGUCCGGCUCCUCCCGCACAGCAAGGUUUUAGACCUCCUUCUGCAUAGGAGCAGAUGUGGAUGAAUCCGAUGAAUGUUAGGAAUGGGUGGUGAAAUUGCGGUCGAUAGAUGUUGAGACGGCGGGGGUCAUUAAGUGUACGAAGGCGGAAGAAGGAUAAGGAGAAGAAGAAAGGAAGAAGGAGGAAGGAUACGAAAAAGAAGAAGGCUGAAAGGACUGGGAGACAAAGUUUAGAUCAAGCUUGUUUAGUAGUAGUACAUUGAUUGCUUACUUACGCACAUAAAAGCGCUUAUUCAAUAUUCGCGCUGGGUUUUUCUUAUUUGCUGUCUUGUCUUUACGCACACAGAGGCUUUAUCUUACACACAAUCUGGGUGAAGUGAGAGGAAGGAGGAAAGGGAGGGGAAAAAAAAAUAUCGAGAAUAAAGCGGAUAAGUUAUGGGUGUUGGUGGGAUCGUGAAGCGGGAGGUAUAAACAAGGGGCAGGAAAGUAGCGAGACAGGCCUGAAGGGGUGUAUCGAACGAGGAGAA
Molecule: messenger RNA, 4275 nt
Organism: Neurospora crassa OR74A
Lineage: Eukaryota; Fungi; Ascomycota; Sordariomycetes; Sordariales; Sordariaceae
Exons: 2
Coding region: 676-3798 (1040 amino acids)
Source: RefSeq, a predicted model, not a curated record